AUGUCGUAUUCCGACCAAAACCUUAUUGACACUGGCAGUGGAAUUUGUCACUUGAGUAGUGGAGUGCUAGCCGUAAUUAUAAGUUUCUCCAUAAUCGGAGCAGUCACCCUCUUUGGAACUUGUAUUGCUAUCCGCGUCUACAAUUCCCCAAGACGAGGACAUUCGGCUAUUGCAGCAGCAGCAACGGUACGGCAGCAACCAAGAGAGGUUAUGGCGGCGGUGAGGGGUCUUGACCAGUCUACAAUAGAAACGUACAAGAAAGUUGAGUUGGGACAAAGUAGAAGGCUUCCAGGAACUAAUGGUAUUAUAUGUCCGAUUUGUUUAUCGGAAUAUGCGAGCAAAGAAACCAUACGGUUCAUGCCGGAGUGUGACCAUUGCUUCCACGUGGAAUGUAUUGAUGUGUGGCUCAAGAUUCAUGGUUCAUGCCCUCUUUGUCGGAACUCGCGCAAGUGA
Messenger RNA from Brassica napus (rape), 453 nucleotides. Its product is annotated as putative RING-H2 finger protein ATL21B. NCBI's taxonomy places the organism in Eukaryota, Viridiplantae, Streptophyta, Magnoliopsida, Brassicales, Brassicaceae. The transcript has 2 exons. The coding region runs from base 1 to 453 and encodes 150 amino acids. The record is from RefSeq and is a predicted model, not a curated record.